AUGACCGCGAGCCCGGAAUAUUCCUCCGCGGCGCUCAAGUCGCCGGAAUUACACAUUCUGGAGCCUCCAAACGGUCGCAUUGCUCACACAUUAACCGCGUGCACAAGGUGUAGACAGCGAAAAUCCAAAUGUGACCCGGGGAUCCCUCGGUGUGCCCCCUGUGAACGAAGCAAUGCCAAGUGUGUGUAUUACGACUCGACGCGCGAUUCUACGAUCCCCCGGUCCUACAUCGUAUCGCUGCGGGAGAAAGCUCGCGCGCUGGAACGUGAACUCGCCGAAGCCGAAAAAGAGAUCCAACAUGCUGCCGAUGCGGAGCUGAUGGUGCGGGGAGCUGGGCGCAUCCGCUUCAAGGAAAAUGACGAGGCUCGGUAUCUCGGGUCCUCCAGUGGCAUUGCCAUGACCCGCCUGGUCAUGGAAAUGGCCAAGCAGAAUACCGACUCUAAAAGCAUCAAAGAUGUCGUCCCAGAAUUCACCGCCCAAGAGAUUAAAGAAGCCUUCGCACAAGAAGAUUCGAAACCGACGUCCAAAAUCUAUCCCAUGAUAAGCUCAAUCCCACAGGCCGACCUACCCCCGCAGGCGCUGACCUAUAAAUUGAUCGACCUUUUUGUGGCCAAAUCACAAGCACUUCUUCCCACUUUACAUGAGCCCACCUUCCGGCAAGAGGUAGAGGAAGUAUUCCAUGGCUCAACGGACCCCUGCCAGAACUUUCAACUGCGCAUGGUCAUUGCGAUCAGCAUGCAAAAAAUGAGCACCGAAUAUGCCGGGCUUGCUGAUAGCUAUUACCUUGCUGCCUUGCCUUACUUGGAACCCACGCUGAAACGGAUGGAUAUACGAGCUCUGCAGUGCCUUGUACUGAUUGCCUCAUACUCAAUGCUGACGCCCACUCGCACCGCUGCAUACUGGGUUGUCGGAACAGCCGCGAAAUUGUGUCAGGAUCUCGGAUUGACCGAGGAGGCCACUGUCACCACAUCAUCACAUGGGAAGCCGUUGAACCCGCUGGAAAUUGAUAUGCGUCGAAGGUUGUUUUGGAUUGUCAUAUCCAUGGAGCUGGGUCUUUCUCACAGCCUUGGCCGAUGCAACAGCUACUCAGUUAGCCAUGAUCACUUCAAUGUGAAGUUCUUUGAGCUGGUGGGUGAUCAAUAUAUUACCGCUGGGGGGGUUACCCCAGGUGCCAAGCCUGUCAUGGCAAAAUGUAUCGCAGUCCACUUCUUCAAGAUGCGAUUGUUACAAUUGGAGGCUAGGCGAACGUUGUACCUGAACCGAAGAGAAACGCCACUCGAUGACCAAGAUCCAUGGUUUUCCCAGAUGAUGGCCAAAAUUGACCAUUGGAUGUCAACGUGCCCUAAGAACGACGAUGGAAGUGGGCUCAACGUGAAAUGGUUUACAGGAAGACGGAAUACAAUCGUGAUUCUCAUGUACCGCCCGUCGCCUCAGGUUCCCGAACCGUCCGUUCAAGCCGCGCAAAUAUGCUACGACGCGGCUAUCUUCAAUAUUGCCAUGCACAAAGAGCAGAUGGUUACCGGGUCCGUUGAUCUAACUUGGGUAUUCGUACAGGCCUUGUUCAUGGCUUUGAACACCGUUCUCUGGACCCUUUCGUAUCCAGAGAUACGAAAAGAACACACAAUUGAAGAAGUCCAGGGCCAUUUGGAUAUGGCUCUUGAAAUCAUCGUGUUCUCCGCUGAACGAUGGCCCGGUGUUCAGUCCGCUCUGCUCCUUUACAAGCGCCUUGUUGCUGCGUGCUUAAAGGCUUAUACCACCGAAGAGUCAUUUGUUGUGCACUCGCCCUCCAAUCAUCCGACACCAACUUCCUCCCAAGGAUUGACACCGCCGGCUAUGUCCAGUCCUUCAAGUAGCACAACUGCCUCAUAUUAUUCCCACAAUCAUCGUGGUGGAAACCUAUCAAUCGGCGACACUGCCUCCAGUGGUACCUACUCAAGGGGCCAAUCUGCUGAUCCCUCAUUCACACAAGAACCAACUCCCCCGGCCUCAACCCCCGCCCCAUUCCCACAGCCCCGCAUCCCACCGGUGUCACCUGCAUAUGAUAUGAAGCCUCCAUCUACUGCUCGAAGCUCGGUACCACAGUAUGCGCCGGAGCCGUACUGUGGCCCGUCAUCACUUUAUCCAGAUGUUUCGGUCGAUCCCAAUACCCCGUACAACACGAUACCCUCAGUUGUUCCUGGUCUUCAAGGCUGGGACCCUAACUUUUCACUUGCCUCGACGACUGCUGGACACCUGGCAUACAUUGAUGCUACCGUCGACCCCAUGAACUGGACUACUUCGAUCGGGGACCAGUAUUCUCAGUACUUCAAUGAGCCAUUCCCAGUGCCUUCAUGGCGCGAGCGCACGCUGAGUCAACAAGAGCAGAUCGAGCUGUUGGCUUCUUUGGAACAUAACAUACCCGAUGUGUCUGCCCAGUUGAUCACCGAGUACAAUGCGUUCUAUCAGUCAUAA
Penicillium olsonii is the source of this 2451-nucleotide messenger RNA. The record is from the annotation of a GenBank genome assembly. Lineage: Eukaryota; Fungi; Ascomycota; Eurotiomycetes; Eurotiales; Aspergillaceae.